AUGAUGCAACACCUAUCACUCUUGAAGGGUGUUCGAAUAAUCCGUGUUCUUUCCUUUUCCAACCAACGGUGUCUUUAUACCAUCCCUUCUGUUACAUCUACAAAAGCCAGCGACAACACUCCCAUUCAACUUCUACUCUCUGUUUGGACAAAGCGUACAGCCGUGGGCGCCACCUUGACAGCCGUUUCUUAUUACUGCUACGAACAUUCUUCCUAUGGUGCAUCUUUUCGUCAUUCAAUGCAAGCCAUCCAUCGUGUCAGCCAGGCCACCUGGUUUUACUUGACAUGCCAAUACCAUGACUACGAUGGUGCAAUGGUGGAUUUGGAGAAGAAAAAAUGUCAUUUGAGAGCUGCACAACGAGUACUGGAAGGAUUACAACGACUUGGUGGGAUCUAUGUGAAAUUGGGAAAACACGUGUCAGCGAUGAAGUAUAUCUUACCUUUGGAAUGGACAACUACGCUAGCGGAUCAUGAUGGACAAUGGGUAGACGAUAUUUUUGAUUGGUUUGACUGGGAUCAUCCUUUAGGUGUGGCGUCUUUAGCUCAGGUGCAUAAGGCCAAGUUGAAAUCAACAAAAACGGAGGAUGGGUUGGUGGUCGCUGUCAAAUUACAACACCCUCGAUUGGAUGAAUUUUAUCAAAUGGAUAUGGAUACUGUCUCUGUAUUACUCGAUUUGAUCACAUGGACGUUCCCGGAUUUUGGUUUUCAAUGGAUUUUGCAAGAAAUGCAAGAAGCUUUACCUCAGGAAUUGGAUUUUGCCCAUGAAGCUCGUAAUGCUCAACAAGUAAUGUCUAAUUUUGAUCAUGAUCAACGUGUCAAUGGGGAUCCUCCUACAGCUUUGGUAGUGCCUUGUAUCAUUUGGGCUCAACGUCGUAUUUUGUGUAUGGAAUUUAUAGAGGGUGCUCGACCUGAUGAUUUACAAUUCAUGGAAAAACACAAGAUUGAUCCUGGUCAAGUCUCUGCGGAAAUCACCACCAUUUUUUCUAAAAUGAUGUUUUUGCACGGCUUUGUCCACUGUGACCCACAUCCUGGAAACAUAUUGAUUCGACCUCGAGUAACUGGAACAACACAUCAUAGAAAGAACUUUGAUAUUGUAUUACUGGAUCAUGGAUUAUACUGGACACUUGAACACAAUACAUGGACGGAUUAUGCUCACUUGUGGACGUCAUUGAUUCGCGGUGAUGAAAAAGGAAUUCGGUUUUAUGCAGAUAGAUUGGGAUGUCGUGCACAAUCACAUCGAUUAUUUGCUUCUCUUCUCACGGGCCGUGAAUGGCAUACGAUCGAAGCGGCGAACUUGUCCUCUUACCGAACUGCUACAGAAAUGGAACGUGUAUCUGGUCGAACAGGAUUAUUCUUGCAUAAAAUUGCUGCUAUUUUGGCCACUUUACCUCGCGCGGUAUUAUUACUCUUGAAAACAUCAGAUCUUUUACGCCACUUGGAUGAAACUUUACGAAAUAAUUCCUCUUCCAAUGCUACCUAUGUGAUCAUGGUACAUUAUUGUGCUCGUGCGGUGUGGUUAGAUACGAAAACAACUCUUGGCAAAAAGCUGGAUUCAUUACGUCGUUCUGGAUCAUGGUCUUCCUAUUUUACUUUGUUUCUUGAUUAUUGUCUUGCUUGGUGGUCAUAUCACUCAUUGGACUGGUCCUUAUGA
Messenger RNA from Halteromyces radiatus, 1650 nucleotides. RefSeq names its product ABC1 family-domain-containing protein. The record is from RefSeq and is a predicted model, not a curated record. NCBI's taxonomy places the organism in Eukaryota, Fungi, Mucoromycota, Mucoromycetes, Mucorales, Cunninghamellaceae. Gene Ontology annotation, biological process: mitochondrion organization; lipid homeostasis. The transcript has 6 exons. Gene Ontology annotation, cellular component: mitochondrial inner membrane. Bases 1 to 1650 code for a protein of 549 amino acids.